AUGACACUUUUAAGUCAACAUAAGAUUGGCGGAUUUAGGAAAUCGGAUUUAAGUCUAAAGUCAUAUGAUAACUUCCCUAUUGACACGCAGAUGACAUUUUUUCCCAAUCUGAAGUCGAAUCAUAAGCCUACCAAUAGUAUUGCGCGGGUCUGCGGAGUAAGGGUAGCUCGCUACCAGAACCAGACCCGAGCGUACGGGCCGGUACGGGACGGACGUAGCGUUCCGCGAGCGCCUCAAAGAGCCAAUAAACCACCACAGACGGGGCCCUAUAGGGCUGAAGCCAGGAUUGAGGGCUAUUUUUCCAGCCAGGUUUGUGGGUGCCAGCGUCAGCAAUGUACCUCGGUACCCGCUCGGAGCAGCAGAAGCGACAGAGUAGUUUUUGGUCAGCAAAAGAAGUUCAUUUAA
This is a messenger RNA of Spodoptera exigua (beet armyworm), 405 nucleotides long. The record is from the annotation of a GenBank genome assembly. NCBI's taxonomy places the organism in Eukaryota, Metazoa, Arthropoda, Insecta, Lepidoptera, Noctuidae.